GAAGAGGAAGAUCAACAGGACAGUUUGCAUCGUUUCACAGCUGGAAAAAAAUAUUUGAGGUGUUCACAGACUGAAAAGUUUUACACACAAAGAAAAGCUCAAAAGACUGGAAAAACUAAACGUGAUUUCACUUGCCUCCAGUCUGGAAAUAGUUAUAAUCAAAAAGGAAACCUUAAAGUCCACAGUGGGGAGACCCCUUUCAGUUGCCAACACUGUGGAAAAAGUUUCACUUAUAAAGUAAGUUUUGACAGGCAUAUAAAAAUUCAUACUAAAGAAAAACCAUUCACCUGCCAACACUGUGGGAAAAGUUUUGCUCACCAUGCAAACCUUAAAGUCCACAUGAGAAUACACACCGGUGAGAGUCCCUUCACCUGCCAACAAUGCGGAAAAAGUUUCCGUCAUCAAGGAAACCUUAGUCACCACAUGAGAAUUCACACUGGAGAGAAGCCUUACACUUGCCAACAGUGUGGAAGAAGUUUUAGACAACAAGGAAGCCUUAGCAACCACAUGAGAAUUCACACUGGAGAAAAGCCUUACACUUGCCAACAGUGUGGAAGAAGUUUUGCUCAACAUUGGAACCUUGAAGAGCACAUGAGAAUUCACACUGGAGAGAGUCCCUUCACUUGCCAACUGUGUGGAAAACGUUUCAGUCAUCAUGGAAGCCUUAGUCACCACAUGAGAAUUCACACUGGAGAAAAGCCUUACACCUGCCAACACUGUGGAAAAAGUUUUGUUCAACACGGAAACCUUAAAGCCCACAUGAGAAUUCACACUGGAGAAAGUCCCUACACUUGCCAACUGUGUGGAAAAGGUUUCAGUCAACAAGGAAGCCUUAGCCACCACAUGAGAAAUCACACUGGAGAGAAGCCUCACACCUGCAAUCAGUGUGGAAAGAGUUUCACUCAUAAAGCAAGCUUUAACAGGCACAAAAUAAUUCACACUCGAGAGAAGAAUCCUUUCCCCUGUCAACAGUGUGGAAAAUGUUUUGCUCAACAUUGGAAUCUUAAAGUCCACAUGAGAAUACACACUGGUGAGAGUCCUUUCACUUGCCAACAAUGCGGAAAAAGUUUCUGUCAUCAAGGAAACCUUAGCCACCACAUGAGAAUUCACACUGGAGAAAAGCCUUACACCUGCAAACAGUGUGGACAAAGUUUCUCUAGUAAAGCAAGCCUUAACUGGCACAUGACUGUUCACACUGGAGAGAAGCGUUACACAUGCCCCCAGUGUGGAAAGACUUUCCAUCAGCAUGGAAACCUUAACACCCACAUCAGAAUUCACACUGGAGAGAAGCCUUUCACCUGUCAACAGUGUGGACAAAGCUUCACUCAUAAAGGAAGCCUUGACUGGCACAUGAGAAUUCACACGGAAGAAAAGCCUUGUACCUGCCAACAUUGUGGAAAAAGUUUCAAUUAUAAAUUAAGUCUUGACCGGCAUAUAAAAAUUCACACUGGAAAAAAACCUUAGACCUGCCAGCAGUGUGGUGAAGGUUUUGCUCAAUGUGUAAACCUUGAUGUCCACAUGAAAAUACACACUGGAGAGAGUCCCUUCACUUGCCAACACUGUGGAUAAAGUUUCAGUCAUAAAGGAAACCUUAACUUGCACAUGAGAAUUCACACUGGAGAAAAGCCUUACACCUGCAAACAAUGUGGAAACAUUUUUACUCGAUGAAGAAACCUUAAAUUUCAUAUGAUAAUACACAACUGGAGUCCUUUCACUUACCAACAGUGUGGAAAAGUUUUGGUCAUAAAGUCACUCAUGCCAACAAAGUGUAGAUGUAGUUUCCCUCAAAAUGUAAACUUAAACUGGCACAUAUGAAUUCACACAGAAUAUAAGCCUUACACCUGGCAACAGCAUUUAAAGAGUUUUACUCAGCAUGAAAACCUUAGAAUCCACGAGAAUUUGCACCACAGUAAAAUCCUUACACCUGCCCCCUGCAAAGUGAGUAGAAGUGUCAAAGAUGGAUCAGUACCAACUGUUUGUCCAAUUUCGUAUUCAGAACAUGUUAAUAUAGCAUUGUGUAUUGUGAAUGUGCUUGUUAGCACGCUGUACGGGAGCUUCCAGUUGAACGGGCACGCCGGCGCGUUUGGCUGCCGCUCCUUUCUCCCGUCAAACACUUGGUAUAAAUGGAUAUUCUUGUUUUCUUCUUUUCCUGAAAAAAGUUUACCAUCGUGGUGUGAAAUCGCGUUACAUUCAUUGGACUACUGCUGCUAUCUCUGGGUGUUUGCGGAUCAUUUGUCAUCAACAGCUGUCUGACCCAGGACUUACACAAUUGUGAUGUUAUUCGCAUGGACACCUUUACCAUGGUCUUAAGGUACACUUCUCGCCAGCUGCUGAACCUUAAUGGGAAUUAUGCUUUGGGGACUGAACCACGCUCACUUUGUAAUACCUGCGGAAUUCUUUGCCCAAAACGUUACCUACAUCGAUCAUCUCGGUGUGGGUACCUUGGUUCAUCUCAAAAUAAUGUUUUUUAUCCGAUAGCACAUCGUAAACUGCUGAAGUCGCCAUGGAGACCAACGGGGGCUGAUUUUAAUAACUUGGCAGACAUACGUGAGGAGGCUACACCUGGCUUAGCCGCUCCGGUGUGAUUGCUGAAAUCUGCACUGAUAAAUGUGCGCUCGGUUAAUAACAAAGCCUUGAUUGUAUCUGACCUUAUAGUAGAUCAAGACUGGGAUCUCAUUUGCUUAACAGAAACCUGGCAUAAAGAGUCUGAUGGUGUACUUUUUAAUGAACUGACUCCUGAGGGAUAUGGAUUAUGCAAUCUCCCGCGCUCAACAGGUAGAGUAGGUGAUAACAUUGUGCUGUUUAAACAGCCUCUUGGAGUAUGUACUGUGGAUAUCCCUUCGUUCACCUCAUUUGAAUGCCUUGCCUUAAGUGUUUCAGCUUCAUUAUCAACGGUCAUUGUGACCGUGUACAGGCCUCCCAAGGGUAACAAAGAAUUUACAUCUGACUUUGCUGAAUUACUAUCUGUGUUGGUUUAAAAAUUUCAGAGAAUUCUAAUACUUGGUGAUUCUAAUAUUCACAUGGACAAAAAAGACACGUCAGCAAUGAGACUUUACAUCUUUAUUAGAGUGCUUUGAGCUACACCAAGUGGUGGACUGUCCUACGCACAACAAAGGCCACAUAUUAGAUCUUGUGAUUCAAAAUGGUACAUUUGUGUCUCAGUUGUCAGUAUCUGAUUUUGGGCUAUCCGAUCACUUAGCCAUAUUUUUCAAUGUGGAGCUACCUGAUAUAUCUACUUCUACUUCCUGUAUUAUUCAUUACCGCAAGUGGAGAUCUAUCGUGCCCACUGACUUCUCAGACUUUAUUCAUUCUGGUACUAGCUGUAUUAUACCAUCUGAUGCAUUGGAUGACAAAGUAAAUAGGCUGUAUACAAUUUUUUCAUCCGGCCAGGACACUUUUGCUCCUCUGAAGUCACGUGCGGUCUCUUUUAAACGAUCUGCCUCAUGGUAUAACAAUGAUCUGCGCGCAAUGAAAACUCAGUGUCGCAAAAUGGAGCGCAAAUGGCGCUCUACUGGUUUAACAGUGUAUCAUCAGGCCUGGAAAGAAAACUUGGGUGAAUAUAGGGCUGAAAUUGUAUCGACAAGGUCUACUUACUUUUCCCAAAUUAUUUCAAGUAAUCAAGAUAACCCUAAAAAAUUUUUUAAUUCAAUCAACAAUCUUUUAAACAGAAAUAAUAUUUACACUUUUUCUGCUUCUAUUCAAUUAUGUAACAGGUUUCUUGUGUUUUUUGGCAAUAAGAUUGAGGGGAUAAGAGAUCAGAUUAUUACUACAAAUACAUUUGUUACCCCAAAACUAAAUAACAUAGAAUUCUCUAGUGAUAAUCUUUCAGAAUUCUCCAUGGUAGAUUCUCAAUCCUUAUGUAAUGUGGUUUUAAAAAUGAAGGCUACCACCUCAAUUGUUGAUCCUAUAUCAUCUAAGUUGUUUCAGUCAUGCUUUUCUUCAUUGUGUCCAGCUGUUUUAAAUAUUAUAAAUUAUUCUGUCUUCUGGUGUUGUGCCAUCAGCACUUAAAAUUGCCGCUGUUACACUUGAGAACAGCGGCCAUGACUUUGAGAAUCUAACAAAUUUUCGUCCCAUCUCUAAUCUGCAUUGUAUUGCUAAAAUCUUAGAACAUAUUGUUGCAUCACAAUUGCUCUCUCAUCUGUCUGCAAAUAACCUCUUUGAACCUCUUCAAUCUGGUUUCCGUAAAAUGCAUAGCACUGAGACAGUAUUAGUCACAAAUUACUUAUUGAUGGCUUCCGAUUCUGCACGCUUAUCAAUAUUGAAUUUGCUUGAUCUCAGUGCCGCUUUUGACACUAUUGAUCAUUGUACCUUACUUUCUAGCCUAAAGUCUGUAUUUGGUGUAUCUGACUCUGCUCUAAGCUGUUUUAAGUCUUAUCUCUUAUCUCUCAGAUUGCAAACAAUUUGUUGUGCUGGGUGGCUGCAGAUCUGAGGUUGGCGUGGUAAAAUAUGGUGUACCUCAGGGUUCAAUUUUAGGUCCUUUACUUUUUAGCCUUUAUAUUUUUCCUCUUGGCCAACUUUUGAGGUCUCUUG
Messenger RNA from Carassius auratus (goldfish), 4530 nucleotides. RefSeq names its product gastrula zinc finger protein XlCGF57.1-like. The record is from RefSeq and is a predicted model, not a curated record. The transcript has a single exon. Gene Ontology annotation, biological process: regulation of transcription by RNA polymerase II. The coding region runs from base 340 to 1464 and encodes 374 amino acids. Gene Ontology annotation, molecular function: RNA polymerase II cis-regulatory region sequence-specific DNA binding; DNA-binding transcription factor activity, RNA polymerase II-specific. Gene Ontology annotation, cellular component: chromatin; transcription regulator complex; PcG protein complex. Lineage: Eukaryota; Metazoa; Chordata; Actinopteri; Cypriniformes; Cyprinidae.